This is a messenger RNA of Truncatella angustata, 1974 nucleotides long. Its product is annotated as amidohydrolase. The coding region runs from base 173 to 1678 and encodes 501 amino acids. The transcript has 2 exons. The record is from RefSeq and is a predicted model, not a curated record. Gene Ontology annotation, molecular function: hydrolase activity, acting on carbon-nitrogen (but not peptide) bonds. Lineage: Eukaryota; Fungi; Ascomycota; Sordariomycetes; Amphisphaeriales; Sporocadaceae.
CUCCAUAUCCAUGACUCUAUGUCCGUACCCCCGUGACUACAUAAGUCAUUCCUCACCGGUGACUUUGCCUCAACUAAUCUGAUAUUAUCAUUAAAAAAACAGAUAUAUAUAUUAUAUGGUAUAUUUGAUGGACUUCACGAUAACAACUUUCGCCUAAGUGCUUGUACUCCUCAUGUCGUCAUCCAAAGUUUUGCUCAAGGGUGGCAACCUUCUGGUACACGAUGCCCAAGGUCAUGUAGUGCCUACUGUGGCCGACCUACUCAUAGAGGGUCAGCUUAUUUCUCGCAUAGCAGAAGACAUACAAGCCUGCUCUGGGGCGAAGGUUAUAGACUGCCACGGAAAGAUCAUCAGUCCAGGUUUCAUUGAUACUCAUCGCCACCUCUGGCAGACGCAGUACAAAGCCUCGCACAGCAAUCACACACUAAUGGAGUACAUCCCAGCAGGAAACAUGGUUGGAGCACUAUGGUCCGCCGAGGACCUGUUUUGGGGCCAAUUGUCGGGGAUUCUAGAGUCGAUUGACGCCGGCACGACAACCGUGGUCGACCAUUCUAGCUGCAACCUAACCCCAGAUCACCCCCAAGCCGCUCUCCAGGCUUUAUUGUCAGCGGGAUUGCGGGCAAUAUAUUGCUAUACACCACCACGACGGCUCAAGUCACGCAAUCCGUUCGUUACUGAGGAUGAUGUCUCAGAGGAGACCGUCUCAGUCUACCAGAAAUUAGCCCGUGCUGGACCCUUUGGUGAUGGGAGACUCCAUAUUGGGUACGCGAAUGAUAGUAUUUGGGCUCCAGCGGAGGUCAUCAAGCCGCUGUAUAGAAGAUUGAGGGACGAGGCAGAAGGGAAAGCUAAGCUGAUCACCACCCAUGCCAUUGGGGGCCCGAUGCGAGGCAAGAACGCACCAACUGCGAUUGAGAUCUUAAGUUCUCAUGGAUUGCUGGGUCCGGAUAUCUUGUUGUCUCAUGCCAACUGCCCACAUGAGAGUGACGGGAAAUUAUACCAGAGGUCGGGCGCCCAUGUAUCCACCACUCCGAAUACCGAACUGCAGAUGGGCUGGCAACCAGUGGCUCUGCUCGAGGAUCACUAUAACAACGCCAGCAUCGGGGUGGACUGUCAUAGCUGGGGCGUUUCGGGGAUUCCCGGCCAGAUGCGACUUUUGCUUCAAGCGGCUCGCAAUGACCGGGGUGUGGAGCUCAAGAGAAAAGAGUUGUGGUCCCGAAAAGUAGGCUUCUCCGUGGAACAAGUCUUCAACCUGGCUACUCUAGGUGGUGCUAAAGCAUGCGGCUUGGAAAGAGAGAUUGGUAGCCUGAAAGAAGGUCUCAAAGCUGACAUUGUUAUCUUUGAGAGUGAGACACCGGCUAUGUUGGCCGCAGCCGCGGGAGAUCCUGUAGCGGCUAUCGCAUUGCAUAGUAACCCAAGUGACAUCAGCACUGUUAUCAUUGAUGGCAUUGUCCGAAAGGAGAAUGGGCAGUUGACAGAAGUCGGUAUCGUUUCUGCACCAGAUCCGGCUAGAAAUGUAGCAAAGGUUGAUUCGAAGUUUUCCUGGAGCGAAAUCGCCAAGCAUGUUCUGGAAAGCCAGAAGGCGGUCAAAAGAAAGGCGGAGGGUCUUGAUUUUGCCAAGACAGAAGAUGCGUGUAUUGACGGCUGGUAUCUUGACAGGGAUGCUUUACUAGAGGAUCAAUAGUUCUCCAAGUAUAAGACCCUACUCAUCUACGCCUAUCAUAGUCUAUUUGAUGUCUUUUGAACGUACAUAUGUCCCAGUUAUAUCUAUUCUACGUUUUUGAUGGAAGCUUGUGGAGUAUCCUGCUGAGUUUGGCAGCCGAAGCGACGAAUAUGACACCCAGGUCCUAUGUAGAGCUCACAGCAAGACAUAACGACCCCCUGUUUGGGAGCCUGUAUGGCGCGGUGGCGCGGCGCCACGAUCUGCCAAAAUGGCGCCGAUAUCGUAGAGUCGGGUAAUCUUUAUAGACUUCCGAAAGC